UUUUUAUUAUCAACAGUCCUCCUUCCUCCUCCUCCACCACCACCACUACCACCACCAUCGCCUCCGCCUCCGCCUCCGCCCUUUCCUCUUUUUCCCUUCAUUUUCCAAGCAAUUCCCUCCAAACAAACGAAGAAGAAACACCCAACCUUUUCUGUUUCUUCUUUUUUUUCAACUCCAAUCUUCUUAAUUUUCUUCCAUGGUAUCAAAAUUCUCACAAAACCCAUAUUGGAAACCCUAUUUUAAAUUCAAUUUCAUCCCAUCUUUUUUAUAAUCCCCCCCCCAUUAAGUUUAGGUGUUUUUGUUGACUCUAGAUGUUAGAGCCAUGGAAAUAGCCCCUACAAGCACCCCUCCACUAAGCACCACAACACCCAAAUCACCCGACCCAGAGACCGAAACACCAGUUCGGAUCCAACCGGCCAAGCCCAAAUCUUUUACUAACGGUGUUCUCAAGCGCCACCAACCUCACCACCACUACCUCCACCAUGCGCCGCCCAUAGUGGUGACCUACAAGGAAUGCCUCAAGAACCAUGCAGCCACUUUGGGUGGACAUGCUUUAGACGGCUGUGGUGAAUUCAUGCCUUCUCCAUCAGCCACCCCAUCCGACCCAACCUCCCUCAAGUGUGCAGCUUGUGGUUGCCACCGCAACUUCCACCGCCGAGAAUCAGAUGACCCACCACCCACAACAACAGCCACCGCUACUAUAGAAUAUCAGCCUCACCACCGUCACCAUCCACCGCCUCCAGCAAGUCAAGCACCACAUCGUAGUCCAAACUCAGCUUCCCCACCACCGAUCUCAUCAUCUUACUACCCUUCAGCUCCUCACAUGCUUUUAGCCCUUUCAGGUGGUUUAGCUGGUGCAUUAGACAACAACCACCAUCAAAAUAACUCUCAUUUACAAGGCUUAGGAACCCUUACCCCAAACACCACAAAUCUGGGUUCCCACUCAAAGAAAAGAUUCAGAACAAAGUUCACUCAGUUUCAGAAAGAUAAGAUGUUGGAAUUCGCUGAGAAAGUUGGGUGGAAGAUUCAGAAAAGAGAUGAAGAAGCUAUCCAAGAGUUUUGCAGUGAAGUUGGGGUUGAUAGAGGGGUUUUAAAAGUUUGGAUGCAUAACAAUAAGAACACUUUUGGGAAGAAAGAUCAAGCCAUUAAUGGAGGAGAAACUGGGAAUAACAACAAUAUUGAGAAUGAACUCAGCCAUGAAGACCACCAUCACCACAACAACAACAAUGGUCAGAAUCUCAACCAUCACUUUGAAACUGAUAGUGUUGUUCAUGUUGGAACUAAUGGCUCUUCUUCCUCUUAAUCAUGUUUAUCAUGAUAAUCAACUUUUAUCUUUUUUUCUUUUUUCUUUUCAAUGAGGAGAUAAUAAGCUGUUAGAUUAGAUUAAGUACUUGUUUAUUAGCUGUUCUUUUUUCUUUCUCUCUUUAAUUUCUGAUCAUGACUGUUGAGAAUAUAACAUGGGAAGAGCUGCUUUGAUCCAAAAAAGAAAUUAUUUUCAUUUUA
Gossypium raimondii (Peruvian cotton) is the source of this 1503-nucleotide messenger RNA. RefSeq names its product zinc-finger homeodomain protein 9. Gene Ontology annotation, molecular function: DNA-binding transcription factor activity; transcription cis-regulatory region binding. NCBI's taxonomy places the organism in Eukaryota, Viridiplantae, Streptophyta, Magnoliopsida, Malvales, Malvaceae. The record is from RefSeq and is a predicted model, not a curated record. The transcript has a single exon. Gene Ontology annotation, biological process: regulation of developmental process; regulation of DNA-templated transcription. Bases 323 to 1303 code for a protein of 326 amino acids. Gene Ontology annotation, cellular component: nucleus.